AUGAAGGAAGAUGGUGCGAAGCCUAGCAGCGACAAGCUGCAAAACAUCAUGCAGCUCCGCGUGGCACGUGUCUCGUUGGAACGCAUCGACAUCGAGUCGGACUCAGCAUCAGCGGUGUCCAUGCACUCGGUGGGAUCUGGCUCGGGAAGCGAGUGUGCCCGGAAGAAGUUCUGGAGCCGGAAACGAAGUUGGGAGAGGAAUACUGCCGCUUCGGAUUCCGAGAAAGAUGAGAGCGCCCCAGACCGAAAAGUGUCGGCGGGGAAAGCGUCUCGAGGCCGGGGCCGGCCGCCAAGUACAGGCGAGUAUGUUGGCAAAGCCAAAGCACAAGCGGCGUUCAGAAAGGCCAAGUCCGAACUAGAACGGGAGGAGCUUCGGCUUGCAGCCGAGAAGGAGAUCGUGGACCUGACGGCUCAGGCGCGGUCAACCAGAACCAGCGCGGAAGUCAGGAUUGCCACUAAACAGGCGAUUGAGGAAAAUGAGACGAUAGACGGCCUGCUGAAACGUGUGCAGACCGGGAUCGAUCUCGUACAAAAGGUGGAGAAGAAGUCGGGCCGUCUCCAAGGUCCGAUGCAAGCUGCUCUAAAAGAGGCAGUAGUAAUGAUUAGGGCGGCUACUAACACCCUGGCCACCCGCACGGUAACGGAGGAGAUCCACGACCUUCAGGCCCAGAAUGAUGUCCUGAGGGCCGAAAUAGAUGAGAUGAGGAAGGAAAUGGCCGAGUUAAAGGCCCGACUCCGGGCGAAAGCCCCAACAAAUGUGACCUUGAAUGAGACGCCCCCCUGCAAUAUGGAAGAGUUGGCGUCCCAUAUUCUCAGCGUGACAACGGCGCGGAUCAACGCCCGAAUUGAAGGGCUCGAAUCGCGCCUGAACCCAGAGCCGAGGCUUCGCCCGGCCCUGGCAUUUGAAAGACGGCAAAAGGAGGCCCCUCUACAGCCUCCCCCUCAAAUUGUGACGUCACACACGCAACCGGAAACGCCAAGAGAAACGGAGAAAAGGCGCUCUCCUCCGGCUGCGCAAAACAUACCUGCCCCAAGGGCUAACGAGGCCCCGAAGGGCAAGACCAGGAAGAAGAAGGGGAAGAAAAACAAGAAGGCAGAAGUAGUCCCAGUAGAGACUGCUCCACCCGUUCCCCGCACGCUACCACCUGCGCCAGCCUCUAUGAGCGAGGGCUGGAGCACUGUCGUCAAGAAGGGAAAGACGAACGGAGAUAAGGGGAAAAAGGCGCCCUCUAAGGGCCCGAAAAGGACGGCUCAACCCGCCCAGAUCAAAACGCGCCCGCCCAGAUCAGCCGCUGUUGUGCUGUCUAUACAGCCUGGAGCGACCGAGAAGGGCGUUACGUACGAAAAGGCGAUUGGAGAAGCCAAGAGGCGUAUCGACAUCGGAGAGCUUGGCAUUGAAGCCGUGCGCUUCCGUAGGGCCAUCACCGGGGCCACAAUUAUCGAGGUUCCCGGGGCCACUAGUGAUGGUAAAGCAGACGCCCUGGCUGACAGACUUAAGGGCAUCUUUAAAGACGACGAGGUGCGGGUAUCUAGGCCCGUAAAGUGCUCGGAGAUCAGGGUAUCGGGCCUGGACGACUCAGUCACGGCGGAGGAAGUGGCAGCCGCUGUGGCAAAGCUGGGAGAUUGCUCAGUGGAUAAUGUGAAGGUCGGGACCCCUCGCCGCGAUCACACUGGGUUGUUGGCGGUGUACGUUCGGUGUCCCACGGCGGCUGCUAAGAGCGUGCUGGAGGGUCGUCUUCUUGUCGGCUGGGUUGCCGCCAGAGUAAGACUGUUACCGAAUAGGGAUCUGAGGUGUUUCCGAUGCCUCGAAGCGGGGCACGUCCAAGCAGUAUGCCCGGCACAGGUGGACCGCAGUCGGCAGUGCUUCAGGUGUGGCCAGCUAGGACACAUCGCAGCACAAUGUAGCAAUGACCCUCACUGCUCACUCUGCGCGACGACAGACAGACCGGCGGGGCAUCGAGUAGGCAGUAAAGCCUGCAAGGCUCCUGCCACUAAGAUUGGAAGGAGGGCAGCGGCAAGUGCUAGGAAGAGCCAGCCAAUGUCAUCCCAGCCCGCACCGGGGCACGAGGAAGUUCAGAUGACCGGCGAUUAG
Messenger RNA from Ostrinia furnacalis (Asian corn borer), 2091 nucleotides. RefSeq lists its product as uncharacterized. Lineage: Eukaryota; Metazoa; Arthropoda; Insecta; Lepidoptera; Crambidae. The transcript has a single exon. Bases 1 to 2091 code for a protein of 696 amino acids. Gene Ontology annotation, molecular function: zinc ion binding; nucleic acid binding. The record is from RefSeq and is a predicted model, not a curated record.